This is a messenger RNA of Galeopterus variegatus (Sunda flying lemur), 3097 nucleotides long. It is a transcript of the gene TOMM20, whose product is annotated as translocase of outer mitochondrial membrane 20 homolog (yeast). The annotation marks the transcript as partial. The record is from RefSeq and is a predicted model, not a curated record. Gene Ontology annotation, biological process: tRNA import into mitochondrion; protein targeting; protein import into mitochondrial matrix. Lineage: Eukaryota; Metazoa; Chordata; Mammalia; Dermoptera; Cynocephalidae. The transcript is spliced from 4 exons. Gene Ontology annotation, cellular component: mitochondrial outer membrane; mitochondrial outer membrane translocase complex. Gene Ontology annotation, molecular function: transmembrane protein transporter activity.
UUUAUAUUUCUUGUAGGAAGAAAGAAACAGAAGCUUGCCAAGGAGAGAGCUGGACUUUCCAAGUUACCUGAUCUUAAAGAUGCAGAAGCUGUUCAGAAAUUCUUCCUUGAAGAAAUACAGCUUGGUGAAGAGUUACUAGCUCAAGGUGAGUAUGAAAAGGGUGUGGACCAUCUGACAAAUGCCAUCGCUGUGUGUGGACAGCCGCAGCAGUUACUUCAAGUGUUACAGCAGACCCUGCCACCGCCAGUGUUCCAGAUGCUUCUGACUAAGCUUCCAACAAUCAGUCAGAGAAUUGUAAGUGCUCAGAGCUUGGCUGAAGAUGAUGUGGAAUGAGAAACAAAUGUCAACACAAUGAAAUUUCAGUUGAAAAUAUUUUUAAAAUUCUUAACUCGGAAGUUGAGCAGCUCUGGGGGAGUUGGGGCAAAUAUGCUUGUUAUGGACUGUCCUACACUGAAAUCUACGAAAGUUAAUGUCUACUUUGUGUAGAUUCGUUUGUCUGUUUUAUUUAUUUUUCCCAGUAAAAAGUGUAUUUUGAUAGAGAGCAUUUCAUUUUAUAAAUACACUAUGAGUUACUGAAAUAUCAUGGCUUUCGUUUAUUCCUGGAACAUGUAAUUGAAAUGCAGAAAUAACAUUAGUUAUGGUAAAAAUACUCAGUGCUCAGUUUUGAAAGAUAGGCAAAAAAGUGUAGGAGAAAGCUGAAGAAUGCACAUUUUUAAGCUAGUACAUUUUGCUAUAACUCAGAAAAUUGGGUAGAAACUUUUGUAUUUGUGAAAACUGAGCAUUAAGAUCUUUUCACAAUAAUUUCUUUCCACUUAAUCUCUUAAACGUGAAUACGUGAGGUGAGCUGCUGUGCUGCUUUAACAACUUCACCCCCUCCCUAUGGGUCAGUCUUGAAAUGUUUUGUUUAAAUCAGUGGGCUUCGUGUGUUCUGCAUAUUUAUCUCCUUGCAUUUUAAAUAUAUGUAGUUGCAAACAGCACCAGGAAUCAGAUCUAUGUGUACACCCCUAGUCUGGCGCUGUGAAUUUGCCAGUUCUGUCCGCUCACUUUCCUCACUUACGCAAUGAGGGAAUGGGGCUGCUGAUCUCUGAAGUGUCCCUUUCAGCUUCUAAUUCAUUUGGUCCUGUUCAGCAUCUGCAAAUCUACCUUCGCUUGAGGAGUGUAUUUAGGCAACCGGCCUUUGCAUUUUCAUACAUUCUGAAUUUUGCAUGCUUGCCUGACUUAGUAUUUCCAAGUUGAUCUUUUUUAUUAAUGGUAUAACUAUCUUGUUAAUCUUCACUGAAAUUAUAUUGUUCUGUUGCUCUGUAAAUUAAUCUGAAACUCUUUUAAGGUAACUGGGAUGGUCCACUUGUAAAAAUGUUUGUUCCCUUUUGCUUUUAUCUCCAAUGUACCUCCUUAAUCCUGCUUCUACUUGGUUAACUUACCUUGUUGGACAGUGAGAGUAAGGUGUAACCUUGUGAGUGAAGACUUGAAAAGAGUGGUGCCGGUGGGACCCCUUAUUUUCAGGUAGUGACAUUAUCUGCAGUCACAGGUUCAUUUUCAGAACUGAGAAUAAGGAUCCUUGGUACUUAAUGGCAUCUGUUGAACUGAGCAGCAUUUCUCAUUGUGCAGAUUGCCUUUAUUCUGUCUAAAAAUGUGUGGACAAAUCGCAAAGACUUUUCAUGUGUACUAGGCUUUUUAUUUUGUUUUACUUACAAACUUCUUAACCUUGAUCUUGGUUUUUUGUGGUGAUUGUGGUGUGGUGGAAAGAGGAGUGUGGUUCUCAUUCUGCUUCUGGUUAGCUGCACAACUAGGCAAGUCACGGGACAUCUCUGAACUUACCUCUGCUAUUCUCACUAUAGAAUCACACUAGGUCACUCACACUUGAGGACUCUUCCUCAGGUACCUUCCAGGUUUGUGAUCUUUAACCCUUAAACAGUGCUUUUUUUGAUGACACACACUAUGCUUUUGGGGGAUGGGGGGUGACCAGUACAAACAUGCUGACCAGUCACUUUUACUCAUAGGACCCAAAUCCAAAGUAGUGUGGUGGUGAUUGGUCAGUGAUUGGCCAUGUGGCUAAGAAACCAUCUGCACCAACCCAGACACAGAUAGGCAGUCAGGGAGACUCGGGGGGUGGGGGGAAGAGGGAGCAAGGGGCAGACAGCUUGGCGAGAAGGGAAUGGGCCCCGAAAAAUGCUGGUUGGCUGUAGAAGUGAGGGGGCGUCUCAAAUUUGGGGAGUGUAGAAAGACUGCCAUUGAACUGUCAUGCAAUAGGAGGUGGGUGUCACUGGCUCUCUGGAAAUAAUUGGCUUUGGUCCAGUGCUUGAAAAGGCAGUGAUAUCUUCAUUUUACAGCCGAUAAGUCAAGUACAUUUUACUUAAAUGAAAGCUUUGGUGCUCUUAAAAUUAGGUACCACUUUUGAAGGCUAUCAGUGUUAGGCAGAAAAGAAAAGAAAAAAACCAGCUGUUUCUACCCCCAGAAACAUCAUUGUUGAACACUAUCUGUUCCUAUCUUAAGUUUUACACAGUGGUCGAUCCAGGUAGUUGUGAUGCUGGCUAAAUGGUGCUCAGUAGCUGAGAAUGAAAAAACCCCAGAUUUAAGUAGAGUAAUACCAUCUUGAAUGUUCCCAUGUGCUAAUGUUGCACCCAUGUGUGAAAUCUUUGGAAAUGGAAAAUAUGUAUUAGUGCACAUUGAUACACUUCUUUGGGCAAAGAUCUAUUGUUUGGUUCCACAGUUUGUACUUGAAAAGAAAGCAUAUUAAACAGACUUACCUGGCAGUAGCAGUGCUAUUCUAUUAACAUAACUAGAACUUAACAUUCACGUUAUGUCAAGUGUGUGAACCUUAGUGUAGUGUGCAUAGCAGGCAGGCAGUAAAUGUUUGGUUCCUCUUACCCCUCAGUAAUGACGUUUGGUAUUUUUGCCAUCUUCCUGCCUGCCCUUCUGACCUUGCUGAAUGAACUUUGGACCAGAGUAUUAAUGAAAUGUUACUGCAGAAGGGAUUAGGAGAAAGUUGUUAUAUCGUGCAGGUGUCAUACAAAACUUCCUUGUAACGUAAACAAUGCAGUUUUAUUAUUGCUUGUGCCUCAACUGUUUAAGUGAACAUUAAAGGGCUUGGAGAAAA